Messenger RNA from Penicillium pulvis, 1209 nucleotides. RefSeq lists its product as uncharacterized. The transcript has a single exon. Bases 1 to 1209 code for a protein of 402 amino acids. NCBI's taxonomy places the organism in Eukaryota, Fungi, Ascomycota, Eurotiomycetes, Eurotiales, Aspergillaceae. The record is from RefSeq and is a predicted model, not a curated record.
AUGAGUGAUUCCACGGGAAAUCCAAUCCUGGAUUAUGUUCAGCUGUUGACCACGGUAAAGAAGGGCCUGCCGUUCGGUCUACCGGUUUGCGUCAUCCCUUCCCAUGCCAUCUCAACCACGGCUCAGCUCGCCCAGUUGGCCUCGGAGCUCGGUCCCCACAUCGCGGUUCUUCAAGUUCAGGCUGAAAACAUCGAAGAUUGGGGUCAACACACCAUCGAUCAGGUCACAUUUUAUGCCAAGAAACAUGGAUUUAUUCUGUGGGAGGGAAGCCAGGUUCUCAAUUCGACGGUCAAUUACAUGGGACGAGGAUUAGCCAAUAUGGAGACCCGCAAGGUUCUAGCCGACUUGAUCCAUCACAAAUACACCAGUGGAUUAUUGAGGACUGCUCAGUGGUCGGGCUUGGCUAUUUCAUGGGCGCCUGGAGUGCCUUAUGACCAACAAGAGAAGGACCUUCUUAUUCCAUCCCUUCGCAAGGCCGCUCGCGCGGCCGUCGCAGCGACAAGCAAAACCAUUCAAACCGAGAUCUCCGCAGACAGCGAAUCGAUCCCCGAGGACGAAGAAGCUCCCUUGUCUCCACCUUCGAAAAACGGCUGGCCCGAGUUCAUGGAGAACAAUGUGGGCUACGCAUUGCGCAAGCUAUCAACCAUCUCCGUUACCGAAUCUGUCACAAUGCAGCCUCACGUUGAGACAGAUGAAGGCAUCCCUCCUCCACCUCUCCUCGCCCGUGGCAUGACCCUCUUCCUCCCAUGUUCCGUCGAUACCGCUUUCACACACGAGUUCCGCCAAAGCACAAUAGCCGCUGCAUGCGCCAACUCAGAUUUCGUGGCUGGAUUUGUCACCAGCGAGCCAUUCUUCCCCAAUUACCGUGGCAAUAAUCUGCUAGAACUUGCCUAUGAAGAUGGUCAUGGCAUUCGAAACGAGGAGGGUGGUGACAAUCUCCUCAAUAACUCCCCUUAUAUGGACCAGGAUAUCACUCUCGCAUUAUUCUCUCUUUUACCCCCGGAGCUCAUCUGUGACUAUCAGGACGAAUAUAAAGAGAGUCUAGACACAGACUCGCAGUCUGAGAGCGUCGCGAGGUUGUUCUUCAUAAUGGAGCGCGCCAUGAAGAUGCGAGAAGCCAGUCGCAAACAAAAAGAAAGUGCAUCCCAGGAAAACAAUGAUCAACCCAGUCCUGAGAUCUUCCAGGUGCCCGUUGUCAUUCUUCCUUGA